Guyanagaster necrorhizus is the source of this 1400-nucleotide messenger RNA. RefSeq lists its product as uncharacterized. The coding region runs from base 178 to 1188 and encodes 336 amino acids. NCBI's taxonomy places the organism in Eukaryota, Fungi, Basidiomycota, Agaricomycetes, Agaricales, Physalacriaceae. The record is from RefSeq and is a predicted model, not a curated record. The transcript has 17 exons.
CUCUUGCUAUCGACAACUUCCGGAAUUCGAAGUGUCCCUUCCCGUGCUCCGUUGCACAACCCCAGAAAGUUUAAAAGUAGAAACGGCCUGCGUUCCUGUUUUUAACGCUCGAUCGCGGAUACCUCUCGAGCCUCCACCCAUUCACCGUCACUCACGUUCCUUCCCCUCGCUGAAAAAAUGAUACCUGAUUUUUCACUUGAUAAGACGAUAGGGGCGGCGUUCAUCGGUGUCGUCGUUGCAGCAAUUCUGCAUGGUGUCUCAUGUGUCCAAGCCUGGUAUUAUUUUACGCACCAACAUGACCAGUGGCCACUAAAGUCGAUCGUUACGGCUGUUAUAGUACUUGAUACAGUGCAUCAGGUGCUUAUAUUUCAUACCGUCUAUUCGUAUCUUGUCGGUCAUUAUGGCGAUGAAACCGAACUUCAAAAGACCGUUUGGAGUCUCCUGGCUGAGGUUUUAUUGAAUGGGUUCACGGCAUUUCUUGUUCAGAGCUUCCUCGCUCUACGUGUUUGGCGUUUGAGCAGCGAAAAUUUUGUUGUCACGGCCAUCGUCGCGUUAUUGGUCAUCGCCGAAUUUGGGUGCAUUAUCGCGUUUGGAACUUUAGCCCUGAUCCACGUCCAUACCUUUGUUGAACUCGCCCGUCUCAAGUACCUCUCCAUCAGCGUCAAUGCCCUUGCCGCUGCUGGAGACGUUUUCAUUGCUGGCACUCUUUGUCUUCUUCUCCACCGUUCCAGGACUGGAUUCCAAAAUAGUGACACCAUGAUCAAUAAACUUAUCCUUUUCGCGGUCAACACCGGCCUCCUCACAAGUCUUUGUGCCGUUGCGUCCUUAAUUUCUAUAUUAACCGCGCCCAAUACGUUCAUCUACAUUACGUUUUUCUUCUGCAUGGGUCGAUUAUACUCAAACUCCCUCCUCGCGACGCUGAACGCCCGCAAGCGGAUCCGCACCGCUGCCGAAGGUAUCAACACCUGUGGCGAAAUCGGCUUCUCGUUAAACGACAUCUCCAAAGUGUCCACGUUCUCGUCUCAUCGUGGAUCGAGUAUAUCCAUCAAAAUUGACACGACUAAAGAGUUCUCGAGCGAUGUGGGUCAUAAUGUUGUCCUGGCUGGACCGCCUACGGAAAAUGGAUUGCCGGAUACUUUGAGCUCCAAGGCGAGCUGUGCCUUUCAAGAGAUGAUUGACGUUGCUUAAGAUUGAGGGCGGAUCUUCUUGUACGCUGUUUCAUGCGUUACCAUCGUUUUUGUUUCCUAUCUUCACGCUUUAAGUUUCUGCUUUCCUUUCACAUUCCAUUUAUGUAGUAGUAGCCGGAAAAGGAUCCCUAAAAGUGAAUAGUCUUAAUUUCGUACGGUUAUUAGUUUCUAAUGACAAAUUGUAGUUUUGACCGGUUCAUUACUCAAUCAAAC